AUGCAGGCGGCGGCGGCGACGGCGGGGCUGCUGCUGGGGCUGGCUUGCACCGUGCACGGGCUCUGCUCGCCCUCUGUGUUCUACAGAGACUGCAGGAUCCGCCGCUUCCCAGGGCUGUCCCUGAACCUGGAGGAGUCUCAGAAGCUGGGGGCCCAGUUCCUCAAGUACUACUCGGAGAACACCGGCCAGAAGUGCAGCCGGAGCUGCUGCCUCAGGAAGGAGGUUUCCUGCAACGUGGCUGUCUUCCUCCAUGAUCCCAUCCAUGACAACGUCAACUGCCUCCAUGUCCACUGCCCAACCCUGGAGAGCUGCAUCCUGGAACCUGGGAGCAGCGCCAUUCUGUACAACAUAACAGCAGGCAUAGACCCAGACUUGCUGGUGUUUGAGCAUUCAUCCUCUGCAUACCUAAACACCCGCACCUCGUCUGAAUGGCGGGAUAGACUGCGGAUUCUGAAAGCUCUGAACGUAGGUAACGAAGGGCUACACAUGGAUGGGAUAAAGCGCACGCUGCCAUCCACAGAGGCUGCUUCGUCAACCGCACAUCGAGAUCCGGGUGCAAACACAGGUAUCAGUCACUCCAGGAAGUCAACCACAGACCUGGAUUUAAGAUUUAUUUCUGUGAAUGUGUCCACUGUUACCAAGGUCAGCACAGACUUCACCCACAGUCCAGAUAACAUGACUACUCCUUUCUCUGGACUCACAGACACAAACAUUUCUCAGGUGCCCAGCCAAUCCCGACUCAACAUUAGCAAACCCCUGCUGAACAAAACCAAGGGAUCCCACGGUGGCAAUGACACAUCUGAGCAAGAAGCACCCCAGGAUGGAGCUCCAGUGACUGCAGGGGCCUGGCUGGCUUCUGUGACCCUGGGCGCUGCCAUCGUCUGCCUCUGCUGCUGUGUGGUCACGGGGGCAUGCAGAUGCUUCGGAGAGCAGCAGGGCUGGUAUCGCCUGGGACAGUGGGGUCAGGGAAACACCCUGAAAGGGAGGUCCUAA
Molecule: messenger RNA, 993 nt
Organism: Phodopus roborovskii (desert hamster)
Lineage: Eukaryota; Metazoa; Chordata; Mammalia; Rodentia; Cricetidae
Gene: Mansc4
Product: MANSC domain containing 4
Exons: 3
Coding region: 1-993 (330 amino acids)
Source: RefSeq, a predicted model, not a curated record